Messenger RNA from Mytilinidion resinicola, 633 nucleotides. RefSeq lists its product as uncharacterized. Bases 1 to 633 code for a protein of 210 amino acids. NCBI's taxonomy places the organism in Eukaryota, Fungi, Ascomycota, Dothideomycetes, Mytilinidiales, Mytilinidiaceae. The transcript has 6 exons. The record is from RefSeq and is a predicted model, not a curated record.
AUGAAUUGGACUGUCAAAAGAAGUACUGUAGCGCUUCCCGUUCCCUUCAUUCUCCCCGCCGCACCACUGUGUGCACAUUUGCAUGGUGAGCUUGCGGUGCAGCCCGCUCCUCGCUCGAAAAGCUGGCAGCGAAGUUCUUAUAGUGCCCCGGCGUUUCCACGCGUUCCCCUCGAUGUCAGGGGACUGCCGCCAAGGCUCGCACACGGAGCGGCCUUUAAAUUUUCGAUUUUGUUGCUCUUCCUCAGUCACGCUUCGGGCUUCCUAGCUCCCAGCAAGCCUUCCUAUCAGCUGCGAGCGAGGAUGAGCAGCCGCUUCGCGUUUGAGGCUGGCGGAGAGCCACCUCACGAAGCGGCUGUCCGCCAGCCUCCAGCCCUUCCUCGUCUACAUUCAGGGAGUGCCCGCAUUGGGCCACCGGACGACGCCCACGUCGACGUCGACCUCUAUUCCGCGUCCACACAGCAACAGAGCCCACUCGCCACCGUGGAUGGGAGCGACGACAAUAUAACGUGCUUCCAAAGAGUAGCCGACGUGGCAAAUACGCUUAUGGCAUCGUCGAGAGAUUCAAUUCGACUUCCAGGUCCGGUCCUCCUUUGCGGGUCGAUCGUAUAUGGGAGGCAUUUCGAAGACGUGUAA